Messenger RNA from Pseudomassariella vexata, 885 nucleotides. RefSeq lists its product as uncharacterized. The record is from RefSeq and is a predicted model, not a curated record. The annotation marks the transcript as partial. NCBI's taxonomy places the organism in Eukaryota, Fungi, Ascomycota, Sordariomycetes, Amphisphaeriales, Pseudomassariaceae. The transcript is spliced from 5 exons.
UGUAUUCUCACGGCGAUUCCCACUUCAGCUUGCAAAACGGCGACAAAUGAGACCUGCAUAUGUAACGAUGCCGACCUCGCCCACAAUGUCCAGACGUGUGCUAUGCAGAAGUGCAUGCCGGAAGAGUUGAUGAAACUCGCAAGAAUACAAGAUGCAGCUUGCAACCGACCGAGACGCUCACGGCGCACCCAAUACUAUGGCCUUAUUCUAUUUGAGAUAUUCACCGUUCUGUGUUUAGUGCUACGCAUUUGGUCCAGAUGGAAGACACUACACCGAUACGACAUAGAUGAUUAUAUCAUAGUGGUGGCCCUGUUGUACUACAUCGACGAGUCGUUAUACAUGUUCGCGUUAUCAUCCUGCAAGAUGGCCAUCCUUUUCUUCUACCUUCGGAUUUUCCCUCACCACCGGUUCCGCAUUUCCGUCUAUAUUGCUAUGGUGUUCGUGGUGAUCCCCACAAUCGCUUUCAUCUUCAUUAGCAUCUUUCAGUGCAGGCCAAUCCGAUAUCUUUGGGAAGGGUGGAAAGGCAACUUCGGCGAAUACCAUUGUAUUGAUAUUUCUGUUAUCGCUCUCACUGCCGGUGGCAUCGCUAUUGCCCAGGACACUAUCAUACUUGUUCUGCCUUUGCCUCUUGUGGUUGGGCUCAACGCAAGUCGGCGUAAGAGAGCCGGUAUUAUUGUGAUGUUCAGCCUCGGUGUUUUUAUCGUCAUCACCAGCUGCAUUAGAAUGAAGUACCUCAUAAACCUCGGUCAUACUACAAAUCCGACAUGGGACCUCGUUGAGAGCUCUACGUGGUCGGGAUUAGAGAUCAACGUGUCCAUGGUUGUGGCAUCAGUACCAGCAAUACGAGUAUAUCUAAUCGUGACGUUUCCCAGGAUCUUCGGCUCG